This is a messenger RNA of Anopheles stephensi (Asian malaria mosquito), 975 nucleotides long. RefSeq names its product alpha-tocopherol transfer protein-like. The record is from RefSeq and is a predicted model, not a curated record. NCBI's taxonomy places the organism in Eukaryota, Metazoa, Arthropoda, Insecta, Diptera, Culicidae. The coding region runs from base 1 to 879 and encodes 292 amino acids. Gene Ontology annotation, cellular component: membrane. Gene Ontology annotation, molecular function: phosphatidylinositol bisphosphate binding. The transcript has 4 exons.
AUGAAAUCGGUCCAGUUUGCAAACGUUGAGGAACAGUAUCGAAAGUAUGCAGGUGAGCUGCGGGCAGCCGAUGUGCAGAAGCUACGCGAAUGGGUCAGCAGUCAACCGCAUCUGCCACCGGUCACCGAGUUGGAGCUGAUCCUGUUUCUUCACUCCAAUUACUACGAUCUGGAGGCGGCCCAGCGUACGAUCGAGUGCUACUACUCCUUCCGAUCGAGCUGCAAGAAUCUGUUCGGGAACCGAAACCUUGAAGCAAAUCCGAUACAAACGGCUAUGGAUGUGUUAGACCUGUCCAUACUGCCGGAACUAACUCCCGAAGGUUAUCGAGUCAUGCUGGCAAAGAUCGUGGAUCCGGACGCAAGCAAAUUUUCUCUCAGCUCCAUACUUACGUUUGCGAUAAUGUGCGUGGACAUACAACUGUGGGAGGAAGGAUGCAACAACGGUUCGGUGCUUAUCAUCGACAUGGAUGGAAUUCAUCUUGGUCAUCUCCCUAAGCUUGGUAUAUUCACGCUCAAGGAUCUGCUGUACUUCAUCCAGGAGGGAUUACCGAUACGGCUGAAGGGAUUACAUCUGGCCAAUGUGGUGCCAUUCAUCGAUCGCAUCAUGACGAUGAUCAGACCGUUCAUGAAGAAGGAGUUGCUCGAGAUGUUUCAUCUACACACCAGCAUGCAGACACUUUACCCGCACAUCCCUCAACAUCUUCUGCCGGUCGAUUAUGGUGGUACGGCAAGGCCGCGUAAAGCACUGAGAGAUGAUUUAUACAACCAUACCGUAGAGUGUGGAACCUUUCUGGCUAAAUAUGACAUGUUAAAGCGCGUGGACGAGAGCAAACGUAUCGUAAAACCGCGGACGAUGGGUAAUCUUUUCGGCUUGUUUUGAGCUUCUUUCUCUCACUUUUUGAGCAAAUUCAGAUUGAAUUUAUUUGUUUAUAUACUUCACGCACAUAUUUAAAUAAACUAAUUCAUUGUCAUUGUA